CAGGCCGCGCCAGAGAACCAGUCGGCCAGGAGGAGGCCCCCGCCGUACAGCCGCCGUGCCGCUCUUGCCCAAAGGAUUAAACACCUCGCCGGCCCCUGCGCUGCCCUCCGUACCACCCGGCCGGCCGGAAGCAUCCCCGCACCAGAGGUUGAGCGGCCAUGAGGCUGCCGCUGCUGCUGCUGCUGAGUACCGUGGCUGCGCUACUCGCGCCACCUGGCGCGCUGGCCAAGUGUCCCUGGUCGCGGGACUUAGUCGACCUGCACGCCGACUGCAUCUGCGCCUACAGCAGCACACAGCGCCUGUCUGUCCAGUGCAGCCCAGUGAAUUUCGCACGACUCAUGAAUGCGCUGCAUGCAUCGGCGCAGAACGUGCCCAUCGAUCUGCUCCAUAUCAACAACAGCACGGUAGAGGCGCUGCCGGACGGCGCGUUCGCCAAGCUGGACAUCCAGUCACUGCACCUGGCACGCUGCCAGUUGCGUCAAGUGUCUGAGCGUGCACUGCAGGGCCUCGAAAACAGCUUGGCCAGCCUCAGCUUGCCCGACAAUCGGCUCGAGGAGGUUCCCGUGGCGGCCCUGCGACGCCUGGCCUCACUGCGCCAGCUAGACUUGUCCAGCAACGCCAUCCGCCAUAUACCUGAUGGGGCGUUCACCGGCCUGCCACUCAACACGCUCAAGUUGGCCGACAACGAGUUGAACAUCGCGGACGACGCAUUCGCUGGGCUCCAGGACUCUCUAAAGAACCUCAACCUCAAGGGCACUGGCCAGGAGCGCGUGCCGCGUGCGGCCGCCCAGCUGACCUCGCUCGCCUUCCUGGACCUGGCGCAGAACAAGAUUGCAAGCCUGGCACCCGAGGACCUUAGCGGUAUGCACACGCUCACCGCACUCAACCUGGAGCGCAACCGCAUCGUCAAGAUCGACGCAGAUGCAUUCGCCGGCAUCAACGAUACACUCAGUUCGCUCUCGCUGCUGAACAACCUGCUCGUUGAGUUUCCUGGCCAGGCACUUGCCACGCUUACUGAACUUCGGGUUCUUGACCUGGGGUUUAAUGGAAUUCGGAAUCUCCCGGAUGAUGCUUUUGCAAACAACCCUUUCCUGACACUUCUUGCUCUGGAUGGAAAUCCCAUGGCAACUAUACCAUUGGAACCUUUCCGGCACCUCAACACAACUCUCAGGGGAAUCAGCAUAGGAGGACCCUACCUCGAGUGUGACUGCAGGAUGCGAUGGAUUGCAGAGUGGAUAGCAAACAAAGACCUUCAAGUAACAAGUCGUGAGCGGAACCCUCAAUACUGUGGAAAACCUGACCACCUCAAGCGACGCACGUUUGCAAAAAUUGAGCCCUCUGAGUUUAUAUGCAAUGCUUCAACGACAACAACACUGCCUCCAACAACAACAAUGGCAACAACAACAACAACAACAACAACAGUUCCUGUGACGACCACAACAGAAAGUGAGCCCGUGAUCCCAACCAGCACAAAACCUCCUACCACAACAAGCAGCACUACAGUGAUGACAACUACUCCUAUUAGUACUAGUACUACUACGGUGCCUUCAGUGGAGUCAGCAAUUACUACAACUACAGUUCCUGAACCAACAAGUGUUCACAUCAAUGAGCUGCUCGCUGCAGAAACCACCACUUUCAGGGAGCCAUUUGUGUCUUUGAGUGAGUCAGCAGAUGACGUCAUCACUUAUGCUCCAGAGCAAACAGAUGCACCAGCACCUUCUCAAAGACAGGCCACCAACAAACAUGUUCGACCACUACUAUCGUCACCAAGAAAUCAAGACAUUCAGGCACCAUCCAGCAAAGUUCCAUUAGUUCCAUACAUUGUGAAUGCUCAGAGGAAGGAUUCUGCAGUCACUAUUGAAUGGCAAAGUGAUGGCGAGUCUCCUUUAGGUUUCCAGGUAGUUUACCGAUUGUUUGGAGAAAAGAUUUAUCGUCAUGGCCCUACACUGCGGCCAAAUCAAAGGAAGUACACAAUGCAAAGUCUGCCCACAAAUGAGUGCCUUGUGGUGUGCAUUGUAAACCUACAAGAUGCGCAAGACAUUAAUAUAGACGACAUCCUACCAUCCCGGUGCAAGGAGCUCAAGCUAGAGCGCUAUGUAAUUGCCCAUUUAGACAAAAUCAUCAUUGCAUCUUCAGCAGCUGUGUGUGGCAUCAUCAUACUGGCUGUCAUAAUCUUUCUUUGUUGCUGGCGAAAGAAGCAGGGCCGUAGCAGUGGCCCCAAAUCUCGUCUGCCACUGCCAACGUCUACUGUUCAUCCAACCAUCAAGCCAACAGACGAGUGGGAGACCGUCUCCAUGUACAGCAGCCGCAGUAUUCCUCGGGCACGCAUGUACCACAUGGACAAUGCUAAUGGCUCUGUAAACCAGAGCUUUGUCAUGGAUGACAACCGCUCCCACAUUUCCCAUUUCUCCCACAUGCCCAAUGGCUACUCUUCCAAGGCCCGCUCUACAGCUGAUGGCCAAUCUCACAGAUCCUACUCUCAAAUGUCUAACAAGUACCGUGGCCUUGGCAACCCAGAAGUGCGCAAGUCACAGCAGUCCCUAUCAGCUUUGUCGGGAACUCAUUCUUUUCUCGAUGCUCAUGCAGGGCCAACAACGCGACCACUUCCCAAUGGCAAAAAAAGAGUGCUGCACAACGGCCGACUUGCAUCAGCCAGUUCCAUGCACUCACUUAAUGAGUAUGACUCAGACUGGAAUGCCCGGACAGAAAACUGGAAAGACAAUGAAGUGGACAUAUACGUAGGGCAGAGUCAUGUGGCACCUUCCCACAGCAAGUACCACCACCGAUAGGACACUUGCCUCAGCUUGUUGUGCAGCUACGGCAUCAGAGUGCUCACAUCACCGCUAGUGCAAGCUGUUUACAUCAGCGUGCAAGCUUGGUUUCCUGCCAUGCUAGACAGCCCUUAUCUUUUGUGGUGCUCCAUAAUGGUUGUUAAUUUUCUGCCUCUAUGAAAUGUUGUCAGUGAAGUGCCAAAAACAGCAGUAUCGCUGAGGGACUUCUGCAACUGUGUUCUGGGCUACGUGGCUGAACUAUCAGAGCACUGGAGACUUUUCUGCUGUUCAGUGUAAAGUUAAGGUGAACUCAGGAGUGCAGACAUGCACAACCUACCACGUUCACACUGCAGAGCAGUAUGUUCAAAAAGGACUGCCUUAUACAGUAUAUAGAUUGAAAUACUGUUUAGUGUUGCCAUUGCCUUGCUACUCAUACACACUUCAAAACUAAAAAGUUGGAACAGAAAACAUAUUUCUUACUGCAGAUUUAUUUGAACAGCCAGAAAAGAAGAUAAGCAUGUCCAUUUCACCAUGCAGUAAUUAAAAGACUGCUAUGUUUUUGGUAAGCCAAUAAUGAUAAUAAGAAGGAACAAUCAUAAGCAGUGGUGUGCGAAUACUCAAAACUUUCAAAUAACAAAUCGAAUACUGUCCUGUUCAAUUUGGUUCUUGAACUGAAUAGCAACAAUUCAAAAAUUCAUAUAUUUUUCAAAUAGUUUUCGGUUGCUUCACAUCAUCAAGUGUACACAAACAUAAAAUUUAAGCAGAAAUUCAAUAACUUUCGUCUCAUCUACAGUGUGAACACAACAGACUAGAGCGCACUGCAUCACUCAGACAGCCAGACCUCUCUGACAAAACACGAUCGCUCGAUAUAUAAUCUUGUUUAUACACAGCAUUUGGCAGUGGGUAUUGGUCGAUAAUUAUAGAUGCAGCAGAUGACACACAUUUGUGAUUUGGUUGCGAAUGUAUACGCAGAUAUUAACUUCAUAUGAUAAUCCAUAACAGUAUAUCUGAAGAGUUUGAGUUUGCAAACAAAGAGCUUGGUUGUUCCUAAUGCCCCCUUUGUGCUUUUAAUAAAGUAGACAUUAUAAUGUGCAGUGUAAUGAUAGAAACUUUCUAAUGUUGUUAGUACCUAGAUGUGAAUAUUGUUUGAUAUUAAUGCAAGGAGGCUGUGCAUUAUUCAUAAAGUAUUCUGUUCCGCUUGCUUUUCACAUUAUUUGAUUCAUAUUAGAUUCAGUCUCAAAAACUAAUAUUCGCACACCCUUCAUCAUAAGUAGCGUUCUAAACAAAACUGUACAAGUAUUUCCCAGAUUAAAAUACCAUUGAGCCCAGCAAUGAUUUCACUUCAGGUCAGUUUAUCUAAAAUAUAAAGAAAUGGCACUGUAGAUUGUAGGGACACAUGCUAGAAUAACACAUACCAUAAUUGCAUAUAUGUACAGCUGUGUGUUGCAAAUGCAGAUAGCUAGUUAAUACUCUAAUGAUGAUUAUUUUGUACUGUUCAAUGCUUUUUAUCAUGCAUUUUCAUCUAUAAAAAAUGACAUUAUUCAUCCUGUAUAAAGUCUUUGGUGCCUGAGCAAUACACUUUUCCAACAUGGUUAAAAAGGUUGCUUUGCUGUCACGUGUAAAAUGCAAAGCGAGCAUUUUUUAUGGAGAUUACCACUUUUCAUAGAAUCUGCCUCCAAGAGUAGCUUAAAAAUAAUAGGAUAAGCAUAGUACGAAGAGCAUGCUAGUUAAGCUGAACUUAUGAAUAAUGACCGUAUCAUACGAGAACAAGCUCCAAAAGGCCACGUCAUGGCAUGCGCCUACAACUUGAACAAAAAAUGACAUGCAAAAAAAAAGUAAAAGUUGAUAGAUGGCAAAUAUAAUGCCAUUGGCUGCUCUUUCCAUUUUUCAACUAUGUCAACAGAACUUUGUGCUCUGUAAAUAAAUUCAUAAACAUUU
Messenger RNA from Dermacentor albipictus, 4709 nucleotides. RefSeq lists its product as uncharacterized. NCBI's taxonomy places the organism in Eukaryota, Metazoa, Arthropoda, Arachnida, Ixodida, Ixodidae. Gene Ontology annotation, molecular function: protein binding. Gene Ontology annotation, cellular component: plasma membrane. The record is from RefSeq and is a predicted model, not a curated record.